This is a messenger RNA of Spodoptera exigua (beet armyworm), 530 nucleotides long. Lineage: Eukaryota; Metazoa; Arthropoda; Insecta; Lepidoptera; Noctuidae. The record is from the annotation of a GenBank genome assembly.
GACUAACGAGGUUAUGAAAACGAUAACAAGUCGUUAAAAAAAGCUACGACGAAAUUACUGAUACUUGCAAAGAUGUCUGGUCAAAGUAGAAAUGUCUAUUGGAUCGUAGUUAGAAAUUUUAUCAACUCCCUUAAACCUCGUCGAUCUAAAGGAAAUGAUAUGGGUAAAGACUACAUAGGUAAUUCUUAUUUUGAAAUCCCUGCGGCACCCAGUGAGGGUAAAAGAAAGCCAACUAGAUGGUACAACCCACCAAAAGGCCAAGAUUUUCAAGAUCCCAUACCUGCAGAAUGGGAGGCUUGGCUAAGGAUGCGAAGACAAGACCCACCCACAGAAGAAGAGAUUUCCAAAAAUCUUGCUAUAGCUCAAAUGAAGAAAAUAAAUGCAGCAAAAAUUGAAGCUAAAAGGUUGGCUGAAGGAGGAUCUUUGCCAACAGUACCAGAAAAGGGACAUCAAUCAUUUCCUGUUUAUCCAGAUUACCAUCCUGGUGAACAGCAAAAUAAACCACCCAAUAAAUGAAGAGUAAUGAACCA